Molecule: messenger RNA, 3277 nt
Organism: Girardinichthys multiradiatus
Lineage: Eukaryota; Metazoa; Chordata; Actinopteri; Cyprinodontiformes; Goodeidae
Gene: cygb2
Product: cytoglobin 2
Exons: 3
Coding region: 462-1046 (194 amino acids)
Biological process (GO): oxygen transport
Molecular function (GO): oxygen binding; iron ion binding; heme binding
Source: RefSeq, a predicted model, not a curated record
ACAAACACACCACAGCCUCCUUCAGCAGGAGCGGGGGAUCAUAGGCAGAGGAUAAGUGACGGGAGAGCAACAUCAGCACCACUGACAAGCAGCUCCCUCACUGAGGGACGCAGGGAGACAGGAAAGAGAGAAGAGGGCUUCUGAGAUAAGUGGAAGAAUUAAGUUAGUUGGAGAGACGACCAGUGUGGGAGAGUUGGGAGUCAGAGCUGCUUGGGUGGCAGCUGGAAGAUCAGGAGCCUCUUUUUCUCCUUCCUCUCCUUGUCUGUGAGCUCUCUCUGGCUCCUUGCUUCUCCAUUUCCUCCUCCUCCUUCUCUUCAUCUCUUUUGCUCCUUCUUCUCACCCCAACUCUCCUCCCAGCUCCCGCCGUGGGGUCUCAGCUCUCCAUCUCCCUCCCCCCCUCCCUGGCUCCCUACCUCCCCCGGGCGCUGCUUGGAGACUCCGGGCUUCUGCGCCGCAGGAGGAUGUCUCGGAGGGAUUCUCCCCCACUGCCUCCGCCACCUCCACAACUGCUGGGGGGGCACAGGGGAGACUGCGAGGAUCGUCCGGAGCGCACAGAGCCCCUGUCUGAUUCAGAAAGGGAGAUCAUCCAGGACACGUGGGGCCAUGUCUACAAGAACUGUGAAGAUGUGGGAGUGUCUGUGCUCAUCCGGUUUUUUGUCAACUUCCCAUCUGCAAAGCAGUAUUUCAGCCAGUUCCAAGAUAUGGAGGAUCCUGAGGAGAUGGAGCAAAGCAGUCAACUGAGGCAGCAUGCUUGCAGGGUGAUGAACGCCAUCAAUACUGUGGUGGAGAACCUCAAUGACCCAGAGAAGGUCUCUUCAGUGCUGGCUCUGGUGGGAAAGGCCCAUGCCAUCAAACACAAAGUGGAACCCAUAUACUUUAAGAUCCUGAGUGGAGUGAUCCUGGAGGUCCUGUCUGAAGACUUCCCGGAUUUUUUCACAGCUGAGGUGCAGCUGGUGUGGACCAAACUGAUGGGGGCACUGUACUGGCAUGUGACGGGGGCCUACACUGAAGUUGGUUGGCUCCAGGUCUCCAGCUCGGCAGUGUGAAAAAUCAGGAAAGAAGAUGGUAUAAAUUUUGUUGAAGAAAAAAAUAGUUACAUUUGUGAAAGAUUGGGAGUUUAAUUUCACAGACAUGGAUCAGAUUAACGCAGUAAUCCGUUCAACAUUCUUCCACACUUUGGUUGCAUUUUGGUGCUGAGCUUUUGUUGCUAUGCUGCAGAGGUCAGUUGGACACCUAGCGAUGUAACUAGACAUCACCUUACUUUUCUUAGCUUAUGUAAGUGGUGUUUUGGUACAUGCGUUUUAGUGAAAAGGCUGUUGUUUUUAGUACUUACCAUCCAGUUCUUCUACAGGUAAUUCCCGUUGCUUCAGAAUCAUAUGAAUCCUCACUCCGUGUGUCGCAUGAGUGCUUUCUUAUUAAAGAACUGCCACGUGUUUAGGCAAGCAACUGUGAAAGCUUUCCGAUUUCAUUUAUUUCUGUGGUGGUCAAUCUUAGCUGUAUCUCAAGGUCUGUAAAGCUUUAGCUAAGAACAAAUGUAGUUAAACAUGAAAACAGACACAUAACUUAAGAAUGUGAGCAUGUGAGCAAAGGAAGAUCUUUCAUUUUAGGCAGACUUAUCGUCUCAAAGGAAGUUAAAAUUAAAAGGUAAACGGACAUGAUGAUAUUUUGGCAUUGUAAAAUAUCAAUUUUAUAUGUUAUAGUCAACUCUAAAAACAUAAAAGAUGAACAGUCCUUUAAUUCAAUCCUCUUUUUUGGUGACUUGUAACCUUCAACAACACUUGAUGUCUUGUUAUUUAUUCUUGGUAGCAAUGGAAGAGGUAGAUAUGUUGGAUGGGUUGGAUAGAUUUGAUAAGUAUUCUAUCAAUCCACACAAAGUAAACCCACACAUUUUGUACACUAGUCUACGCAACUAUUGCACUCCUGUAUGAUGCUGGAAUCCUUCCUCUGAAUUUACCCUGUUUUCUAAUUUAUGAUGUAAUAGAGGGGUUCCUGAACAUUUCAACCUGCCACCCCCAAAAUAACAGUGACAGGGACUGGUGACCCCCUAAAAAUACAUUUAAUUAUUUCCCUGUAUACAGAGUGAAAUAAUUAAAUGUAUUUUUGAAUGAAUUUAUUUUUUCAAUGACAUUUAAUUAUUUUAAUGUCAUCAUUUAAAAGUGUGUUUAAUGUUUUAACUGAACAUUACUUAACUGUGCAUUUCAGAAUUUUAAUAAUAUAUUUAAUUAUUCAAUAAUGUAUUCAAUAAAUAAAUGGUACAUUUAUUUAUUUCAUUGUACCCUUAUUUAUUUAAUGGGACAUUCACAUUUAUUUCAUUAUAUAUUUAUGUAAUUUUGUCCCCUUUGGCCCUCCAUACCCCUCAGGGGUCAUAUCAUGGUGAUUCUGAAAAUCAUCUGGAGUCUCCUCACUGCUUGUCUUGCGACCCCCACUUUGGGAUCCAAUGAUGUGAUGCAUGUAGCAGCUGUAAAGAGAGGGUUCCUGUACAUGCAAUUAGUGUGUGCAGGAACCCUAAGAGUUACUUUACAGAUAUAUUUCAUUUUUUCCUGAUUUUAAAAAGCAUGAAAUACUUUCAGAAGUAUAAAAACCAAACCUUGAUUUACAAUGUACUAAGUUGAAACAAUGUUGAGCAAAUGUGCUUUUUAUCAUUUCAGGUUUGCAAAACUGAGGGCCCGAGACAAUAGUUUAUAGAAAUGGGUUACGGGGUGAAAAAAAAAAAAAAUGCCACACCUGUUUCAUGCAUAAACUUUAGACCUACAGUGUUUCUCAACUCCAAGUGCAUCUGCCUCAGGUGUAAUGUAACGAUACCGUUACAGCGCCACAUCAUGGCCUAGCAUAAUGACUUUAACGUUUAGGCUAUUUAGUGCAUUUUCAUGUGAAUGAAGACAUUUACAGAAUCAAUGUAAUGUUUAAGGAGAUGGAUUAGAUUUUUAAUGAUAGGCUCUAGGAAAUUUGUAUCAAUAAUGGUUCCCUUACUAGAAGAAAGAUGACAUAUCAAAGUGAGUUUGUGGAAUAGUAAAGAGAUCUUAAAAAAAAGUGGAUUGGAAGACUAACAGCCAGUCAGAUAGACCUCAUUUUAAGCCAUGUUAGCACUAGUACGGAGCCUGCGAGGGGAUAUGGGGGAAUUUUUUUUCUUUUGCGUCCCUAUGCGAUACUUUUGCCUUCACUCGCAAUACUUUUGCGUUCGGUCACAAAAGUUGUUAAUCACCUUGAGAAAGCUGUGCAUUUUGGAACAGCAGCACAUUUCACAAACUGCUCACAAAACAAACAGCACUGAUAUGGC